AUGUCAACGACACAGUCUUUCACCAAUUACUAUCUUCUGGCGACAGUUACCAGCUCCAUCCCUGCUGGUGGCAAUUUUUUACCUCAGAUGAAGGAAGAUAUGGAUUUACUGAUGAAAAACGAACUCUUACCUAUGGGUAGGGAUGGCGCGCUCACAGGAGGCAGACAAGUCUUAUGGGAGGAGGGGAUAAAAGGCAGGAAAUCAUCCAUCCUGGAUAUCCUUAUUUCGGGAUCAGACCUCACAACCGAAGAUAUCUUGGGCAUCAAAUACAUAAAAAAAAAAGGUCAAGCACUCUUACAGGGAGCAUCUUUAUUACAGAAACUGUGGUCUGGUCUAGAGUGGAGGCUCAAUGGUGCCUUUUCAGGUCCUGUGAAGAAGUUAAGGCGGCGAUGGGAGUUGGGGAAUAAUGAGACAGACACAGACCUGGAGGAGAUGAAUGAAGAUUCUAUGGUGGACACAGACACCAGCUGGUCGCAGCAAUUGUUUGAUGCUGGACAAAAGAGAUCAAACCAUCCCAUCAAGACAUCAGAAGAAAAAAGCUGGGAGCACCUCUUGUGGAGCAUAUACUAUGCUAUGCGCAACAUCAUCCUCGAGGCCAAUGACGAGUCCUCCCAACAAGACUCACUGAACCCCCUUCCCUUCAAUGUCAUCCCAGAACCACAGUACUGGUCCUCUGAAUUUGCCACCACACCCGUUCCAGACGCCACCGACUUGUGCAAGCCUGAUUUAGUCCUCAUGGACUACAGGCUGAAAAAGAAUAAAUCAGGUGAAAAGACCUGGGCGGAUGUUCUCACCAAUAUCAAGAUCACCAAGUCGGAAUUGAUUCAAGGAAAAGAUAUCCCUAUAUUCUUAGGGGUCGCCACCAAGGGAUAUCUUAUAAUGCGAGAACAGCUCAUCGCAAACCUCCAGCUCCACACUCAUUAUAUGGACCACUCUGGAAUGAUUAUCUCUCAACCCCUCCCAAUUGGUGCCAAUGCCGUGCAUUUCGUCGACGUCUUAAACAUAAUCACACUAUCAGACCUAGCUUCCCUUGGGUUCGACCCUACCAUUCACAUUUGCACCAACCUCUGCUCCGCUGGUUCUCACAAUGAUCUUCCUGAGGGUAUAGAUCAAAUGCCGGAAGGAACAAAAGGCUGGGUGAUGGACAACAAUGGUGAGGUGUACUGGAUCAUGGCAAUUUUAUGGAAGAGUCGUGGUCUAUUUUCGCGUGGGACCGUUUGUUAUCGUGUUCAAGAUCAGCACAGGACAGAAUUUGCAUUGAAAAAUUGUUGGGUCAACAUGGAAAACCUGGAUCAUGAAGUGACGCUCCUCUGGGCAGUCGAUGGCAUUCUAAAUGUGGUCAGUCUCGAAAAAUAUUGGGGCAUCCAGUAUGCCGGACAAACAGAUUGCACAGAGAGGAUUCGCGAACACAUUAGUGAAAACCUUCUGGAAGCACCGAUAUACUCUAAUAAGGUUCACCAUCACAUGCUAUUGACCCCUUGCGGGCUUCCACUGACAACCUUCAAGUCCCUCCCUGAGCUAGUCAAUGUUUUUCGAGAUCUUAUUGUUGCUCACAAAGCAAUGGUCACCCAGUGGAACAUUCUACACGGCGACCUCAGUCCCAACAAUUUAAUCAUCCACAAUGGAAAGGGUUACUUCAUCGACUUCGAUCACACCAAAUUCCUCAAAAACAAUGCAGCAGUCAAUUUGUGUGGUACUGGAACUGUACCCUAUAUUUCCUGCCGUCUUCUCAAGCUCAUGGGAGACAUUCCGUGUCCAUCCACGAUCGACCACAGAGCCUCUGAUGACUUAGAGUCUCUCUUUUACAUCCUCCUCGAAUUCACAACAACAUAUGAAGGACCCAGUGGUAAAACAUCGGCUGAAGGAGUGCAUCCUGUCAAUGCCCCUAGGUGGCGCAAGGCUUACCUGAUGAUGGAUGGAGAUGGUCUGGGGACUAGUGGAUCAUUGAAGAAAGAAUUUCUGACAGAGAAACAUCCGCCCUACAAACUGACACCAUACUUUAAAGCUUGUCGCCCCAUCCUUGAGGAAUGGCGCAAGGCAAUUGGGGACGUGUUGCACAAUGAACGUGACUUGUCUCACAAAGAAAUCGAAAUCCUCAAGAUUAUGCAACAGGAUCUGGAGAGAAUUCUAAGUAUACCAGGUAUCCCAACAUCACAAAGUGUUGCGUUUUUGCCAGUGACAUCUGUCGCCACUCCUUCUCCUACUUCUCUUCCUCUCCCCACGUGUCCUCAUCACCCCAUUCCUCUCCCUCCUGCUUCUCUCUCACCCCCUCAUAUUGAAGCUAUGGCCCAGGAUGCUGGUGUUUGGCCCCGUUGUUUGGGGCAGCAAAUGCAGAUGCUGCCUCCUGAACUCCCAUCUGUUACCCGGGGCACAAUUGCUCAUUCAGCUUCUGGUUCCAUGACAUCACAAGUCCAUUCCUCUUCUCCUCCCCCCACUUCUGGCCCUAUGACCAAGGAGACUCGUCUUCGACCUCGUCGCUCUGGGCAGAAGAACAAAAUGAUUCCUCCUCCGCUCCCAUCAUUGCCAUUUGUUGGCCCAAACGAACUUCCUGGCUCAGGUGCUGGCUCCAUGACUGAGGAACUUCCUAUCCAUGUGAGGUAUCGGUGGUCAUGCUGCACAACUCCAAAAAAUUGGCAAAACUCUAACGGCCCCAACAAGGCGAAAGAAGGCAUCAAACAAUCUGGAUAUAAGCGACUCUGA
This is a messenger RNA of Suillus bovinus, 2700 nucleotides long. RefSeq lists its product as uncharacterized. The coding region runs from base 1 to 2700 and encodes 899 amino acids. NCBI's taxonomy places the organism in Eukaryota, Fungi, Basidiomycota, Agaricomycetes, Boletales, Suillaceae. Gene Ontology annotation, biological process: protein phosphorylation. The record is from RefSeq and is a predicted model, not a curated record. The transcript has 5 exons. Gene Ontology annotation, molecular function: protein kinase activity; ATP binding.